CGGAGACGUUGGACCUUCCUGUGUUGCCGUAGCUGUAUGGACCUGCUCAGCGUGUGCUCAAUUUGUAGUGUUUUAUAUAACAGAAACAAGAAUUGGUACAUUUUCCAAGCCCUUCAUGCAUCAGUCGUGUCUUGCGGGUCUCUCAGGCCUGUGCCAAGUCACCGAGCAUCUUUACCUCAGUAAUGGCAGAGCGGCUAAUGAUUCCUCCCAGGUGACCAGGUCUGGGAUAACCUGCAUCAUCAACGCUACUGAAAACAAGCCCAGCAGCUGUCCUCCACCGGGGGUGGACUACAUUCACAUCCCUCUCUCUGACUCUCCUGCGUUUCCUCUGAUCGAUCACUUUGACGAGGUGGCAGAUAAAAUACACACAAACGCGGAGAGCGGUGGUCGCACACUGGUGCACUGUAACGCCGGGGUGAGCCGCUCCGCCGCCCUGUGCAUGGCUUACCUGAUGAAGCACCGCGGUGUGACGCUCCUGGAGGCUCACAGGCUGGUGAGGACCUGUCGACCCGUGGUGAGGCCGAACAAUGGUUUCUGGAAGCAGCUCAUCCAGUACGAAGUGGAGCUUCGCGGUGGAAACUCUGUCCGCAUCGUGUCCUCCUCCAUGGGAGAGAUACCAGACAUCUACGAAGAAGAGGCCAAGAACAUGAUGCCACUGUGAGGAAAUCACUGCACUCAUGUGUCUGUAGGACAAGUGGGACAUUGUUUAACAAUGAUGGGGUGUACUGUAUGAGUGGCAGUAAGCAUAAAAUGUUUAGUCGUGAAAGGAAAAGACUUUCCCGUUUCCUCAGGGGUCUGGGCAGUAUAUUGCAAGUGUACUUAAAAACCAAUCCAGGUAUAUUGGAUAAUAUAAAGAAAGAACUGUUUGAAUAAAAAGAAAUUCACUUUCUACGUUUAAUUUA
Molecule: messenger RNA, 902 nt
Organism: Mugil cephalus (flathead mullet)
Lineage: Eukaryota; Metazoa; Chordata; Actinopteri; Mugiliformes; Mugilidae
Product: dual specificity protein phosphatase 18-like
Exons: 1
Coding region: 116-661 (181 amino acids)
Biological process (GO): protein dephosphorylation
Molecular function (GO): MAP kinase tyrosine/serine/threonine phosphatase activity
Source: RefSeq, a predicted model, not a curated record